Patiria miniata (bat star) is the source of this 6650-nucleotide messenger RNA. Its product is annotated as chromodomain-helicase-DNA-binding protein 4-like. Lineage: Eukaryota; Metazoa; Echinodermata; Asteroidea; Valvatida; Asterinidae. Gene Ontology annotation, cellular component: chromatin; nucleus. Bases 13 to 6444 code for a protein of 2143 amino acids. Gene Ontology annotation, biological process: chromatin remodeling; negative regulation of transcription by RNA polymerase II. Gene Ontology annotation, molecular function: histone binding; ATP binding; ATP hydrolysis activity. The record is from RefSeq and is a predicted model, not a curated record. The transcript is spliced from 36 exons.
CAGGAGAAAGACAUGGGCCCGAAGAGUUCCCUGGAGCUGAUGCGGGAGUUUGGCAUCGAGGAGUUUGAGAUGGAGUACAUGGAUGCUGAUUACGAGAGCCUGAUCAACUACAAGCUCUUCUGCCAGCACGUCCGCCCCCUGGUCAUCGAGAACGCCCCGAACUUGCCCAUGACCAAAAUGACCACGCUGCUGGCGUCCCUGUGGCGGGAGUUUGCAGCCAGCAACCCCAAGCGGGGCACCACAAGGCCCCCGCCGCCCCAGCUGAUCAUGUCAUCGCCCGAGGCACCUCCGAAGGAGGCCCCUCCCCCGCCACCACCACCACCAAAGGAGGCGGAGCUUCAAGAGGAGGAGAGGGAGGAGGAGAAAGAGGAGGAGGUAGAAGAGCAGAAGGAGGUCAAGGAAUCUAAAGGUAAGAGUAAAUCAGCCAGCAAAGACAAAUCCAAGGGGAAAAAGAAGAAAGUGGCUCCCCUCAAGAUCAAGAUUGCCGGCCAGUCUGGACGAAAGAGGAAAGCGCACUCAUCGAGCGACAGCGGAAGCAACUUCAGCGAUCAGCUCCCCAGCGACCUGUCAGACGAGGAGGCCAAGAGCGCCCCCUCGGUCCAGUCAGACAGCUCGGCCAGCCGCUCCUCGGCGCGCAAAGCCAAGAAACCCAAGCCCAAGAAGAUGCCCAUCAAGAAGAAGAAGAAAAAGAAGAAAGGCUCAGAGGAAGACGGCUACGAGACUGACCAUCAGGAUUACUGUGAGGUGUGUCAGCAGGGAGGGGAGAUCAUCCUCUGUGAUACCUGCCACCGAGCCUACCAUCUGGUCUGCCUGGACCCAGAGCUGGACGCUGCCCCCGAGGGCAAAUGGAGCUGCCCCCACUGUGAAACGGAGGGAGUGCCCGUGCAGGAAGAAGAACAAGACGAACACAUGGAGUUCUGUCGCGUCUGCAAGGACGGAGGGGAGCUACUGUGCUGUGACCAGUGCCCGUCAUCCUAUCACAUCUUCUGCCUCAAUCCCCCUCUCAAGGAGAUCCCAGACGGGGAAUGGGUCUGCCCACGAUGCUCGUGCGAGCCACCCAGGGGCAAAGUUCAGAAGAUCCUGACCUGGCGUUGGACCUCGCCCCCUGUGAACACGGACCCCCUGGACCCGGAGUGCGGCAGCCCCACCAAGAAGGAGCCCGGCCUGAAACCCACCCGGGAAUUCUUCUGCAAAUUCCACGGCAUGUCCUACUGGCACUGCGACUGGGUCUCGGAGCUACAGAUGGAAGUGUUCCACAUUAUCUUAUACCGUAACUACAGCCGCAAGUUUGACAUGGAGGAGCCUCCUCCUUUGGAAGACGGGGAGACCUACGGAGGCAACUGGCGGCACAAACACGGCAACAAAGGCAACGAUGAGCACCACAUCAACCUGGAGGAGAAGUUCUAUCGCUACGGCGUGGCUCCAGAAUGGCUCCAGAUACAGAGAAUCAUCAACAAACAGGUGCGUCCUCGCUCGGGCAAGACCCUGUAUUUGAUCAAGUGGCGCUCGCUGAACUACGACAACUGUAGCUGGGAACACAACGAUCUACUGGAUGAUAUCCCUGAUGGACCCAAGCACAUCGAUUACUACAACUCACACAAGAGAACCAUGCACACACCGGUGGAAACCAAAGUGAGCAAAAAGAAGAAGGGGGGAAAGGGCAAAAAGUCCAAGAAAGAGGAGAAAGAGGAAGAAGAGGAGAAAAUCGAUCCGAAGAAAAAGUACGAGGAGCAACCGGCCUUCGUCUCGGCCUGCGGAGGCAAUCUCCACGACUACCAGUUGGAAGGACUGAACUGGCUGAGGUACUCCUGGGCUCACCGGCUCAGCUGCAUCCUGGCUGAUGAGAUGGGACUGGGCAAGACCAUCCAGACCAUCGCAUUCCUGUACUCCCUCUAUAAGGAGGGUUUGAGCAAGGGCCCCUUCCUGAUCAGCGCCCCCUUGUCCACCAUUGUCAACUGGGAGAGAGAGUUUGAAUUCUGGGCACCAGACUUCUACGUGGUCACGUACUGCGGUGACAAGGACAGUCGCGCUACCAUCAGAGAGCACGAGUUCUCCUUUGAAGAGGACGCGGUCCGCGGAGGCAAGAAGGCUUACCGGAUGAAGAAAGACAGCGUGGUCAAGUUCCACGUUCUGCUGACGUCGUACGAGUUGGUCACCAUUGAUAACUCCACCCUGCAGUCUGUGGACUGGGACGUUCUGGUGGUGGACGAAGCUCAUCGACUCAAGAACAACCAGUCUAAGUUCUUCAGGGUCUUGUCGGCGUAUACCAUCGGCCACAAGCUGCUGUUGACCGGUACCCCGCUACAGAACAACCUGGAGGAGCUGUUCCAUCUGCUCAACUUCAUGAGCCCUGAUGAAUUCUCAAACCUGCAAGUGUUCCUGGACGAGUUUGAGGACAUCUCCAAGGAGGAUCAGAUCAAGAAGCUGCACGACCUGCUGGGGCCUCACAUGCUGCGACGUCUCAAGGCCGACGUCCUGAAGGGCAUCCCAUCCAAGAGCGAGUUCAUCGUCAGGGUGGACCUCAGCCCCAUGCAGAAGAAAUACUACAAGUACAUUCUGACCAGGAACUUUGAGGCCCUGAACACCAAGGGCGGAGGCAACCACGUCUCCCUCCUCAACGUCAUGAUGGACUUGAAGAAGUGUGCUAACCACCCCUAUCUGUUCCCAACGGCUGCUAUGGAGGCACCGCGCAUGGCCAAUGGUGCCUUUGAGCCCAAGUCCCUGGUCAAGGCCUGCGGUAAACUCAUGCUGCUGGAGAAGAUGCUGGAGAAACUCAAGGUGGAGAACCACAGGGUGCUAAUCUUCUCACAGAUGACGAAGAUGCUGGACAUCCUGGAAGACUUUCUGGAGGGCACCGGUUACAAAUAUGAACGUAUUGAUGGUGGCGUCACUGGUAGCAUGCGACAAGAGGCCAUAGACAGAUUCAAUGCUCCCGGAGCAGAGCAGUUUGUCUUCCUCCUGUCCACCAGGGCUGGAGGGUUGGGCAUCAACCUGGCCACGGCCGACACGGUCGUCAUCUUCGACUCGGACUGGAACCCCCACAAUGACAUCCAGGCCUUCAGCCGCGCCCAUCGCAUCGGCCAGUGCAACAAAGUCAUGAUCUAUCGCUUUGUUACGCGGUUCUCCGUGGAGGAGAGAAUCACGCAGGUUGCCAAGAAGAAGAUGAUGUUGACCCAUUUGGUGGUGCGUCCAGGCCUGGGCUCGGCCGCCAAGGGUGCCAUGUCCAAGAAGGAACUCGACGACAUUCUCAAGUUUGGCACUGAUGAGCUGUUCAAGGAUGAAAUCACCCAAGACGAGGGCAACGAGGGGACCAUCACCUGGGAUGACCGGUCCGUCUCAGACCUCCUGGACCGGACCAAGGAAGGCAUCGAGCAGAAGGACAUGGCCGACGAUUACCUCAACUCCUUCAAGGUGGCUAGCUACGUCAUCAAGGAAGAGGAGGAGGAAGAAGAAGAAGAGGUGGAGACAGAAGUCAUCAAGCAGGAGCUGGAGCCGUCAGACCCAGCCUACUGGGAGAAGCUACUGAGACACCACUACGAGCAGCAGCAAGAGGACCUGGCCCGCACCCUAGGCAAAGGCAAACGCAUCCGCAAGCAGGUCAACUACAACGACGCCGGGCAGGAUGACUCAGGUGGGAUGAGAGGGAAGGGCUGGGACAACAAGAUAAACGACAACUACAGCGACUACUCACACUCGGACAACGAAGAAGAUGAUGAGGACUUUGACGAGAAAGCCGAACUCCGCCCAAGACGACGAGACAGGGACAAGCUUCCCCCACUCCUGGCUAGAGUGGCUGGCUCCAUUGAGGUGCUUGGGUUCAACACCCGUCAGCGCAAGGCUUUCCUGAAUGCCAUUAUGCGUUGGGGCAUGCCGCCCCAAGACCCAUACAACUCACAGUGGCUGGUGAGGGAUCUGCGAGGCAAACCAGAGAAGCAUUUCAAAGCCUACGUUGCUCUGUUCAUGCGUCACCUGUGCGAGCCUGGUUCAGACGGGGCGGACACAUUCGCCGACGGAGUGCCGCGGGAAGGACUGUCCAGACAACACGUACUGACCCGCAUCGGUGUCAUGAGCCUCAUACGCAAAAAGGUGCUAGAGUUUGAGCCUAUCAACGGCAGCAUCAGCGUCCCCGAGCUGGUUCCCAACCCGGGCUCCGUCCUGGACAACUUCAAGUCAGACUCCCGCAAGUCCUCUCGGACGGCCUCCCCGGCUCCGACCCCGGCAAGCACCGAUUCCCCGGUACCCACCCCGCUGGCAACCGCUGCUGCCUCCCCGGCAACCACCGUGGAUUCCUCCAAGCCUGAGGAAAUGGAGGCAGGUACCUCCGAGCAGAAGGAGAAAGACUCGGCUGCUGAGGCCAAGACGACAUCUGAGGCAGACGGGGAGAUACCCGAGGCAGACAAGGAGACAUCCGAAGCAGCCAAGGAGACAUCCGAAGCAGCCAAGGAGACAUCCGAAGCCUCCAAGGAGGAACAGGAACCAGAGACUAAGAAGGAAGAGCAAGACGCCGAGGAGCCGAUGGAGGUGGACAAGAAGAAAGAGGACAAGACCAAGACAGAAGAGGGAGAGGUGACCGAGCCAGACAAGAAACCAAAGGAUGAAGUUGUGGAAGAAAAGCCAGAUGUUACAGAGAAGAGCCCAGCAGAAGAGGAAAAGAUGGAAACGGACGAACCGGAAGCAUCCAAGGAAAAGCCAUCAGAGGAGGCCAAGACGUCCGACGGCGCACAGGCGAAGGAGGAACCGGCUGAUGUGACCCCCAAGACGGAAGACGAAAAGACAGAGGAGCCAGAAGGGGAUGAGAAAGAGGCCACCGUCAAAGAAGAAACGGUCAAAGAAGAAACGGACAAAGAAGAAACGGACAAAGAAGAAGAGGUCAAAGAAGAAAAGGACAAGGAAGAAAAGGACAAAGCUGAUGACAAACAAGGGGAGGCGGAGACGAAGAAAGAAACUACAGAGGUGAAAGAGGAAGCCAAAGACGCAAAGGAAGAGAACGUGGACAAGAAAGACGCCAAGAGCCCGGACGCGCCGAAAGACAGUCCCGCCGAGAAGGACUCGGACUCGGACGUCGUGGAAGUCAAGGACGAGACGGAGAAAAAACCCGCGACCGAGAAAGACGACGCCAAGAAAGAGGAGGCCGUCAAGAAACCGGAGAAGAAGGAAAAGCGGCUGUUUGUCUUCAACAUCGCGGACGGAGGGUUCACCGAGCUGCACACGCUCUGGCUGAACGAGGAGCGGGCCGCCAAGAGUGUAGGGGAGAGGGCCAACGAGAUCUGGCAUCGCAAACAUGACUUCUGGCUGCUCAGCGGCAUCGUCAAACACGGCUACGGUAGAUGGCAGGACAUACAGAACGACCUGUGCUAUGCUAUCAUCAAUGAACCCUUCAAAGUAGACCUGGGCAAAGGCAACUACCUGGAGAUCAAGAACAAGUUCCUGGCUAGGAGAUUCAAGCUCCUAGAGCAGGCCCUAGUCAUCGAGGAGCAGCUACGCCGUGCCGCCUACCUCAACCUAACCCAGGACCCUAACCACCCGGCCAUGGCCCUCAACGCACGCUUUGCUGAGGUGGAAUGCCUGGCCGAGAGCCAUCAACACCUGUCCAAGGAAUCGCUGGCGGGCAACAAGCCUGCUAACGCUGUACUGCACAAAGUCCUCAACCAACUGGAGGAGCUCCUGAGCGACAUGAAAUCGGACGUUGCCCGUCUCCCAGCCACCUUGUCCCGCAUCCCGCCAGUCGUAGCCCGCCUGCAGAUGUCAGAGCGCAGCAUCCUGAGCCGACUGGCCAACCGCGACGGCCACUCUGCUGCACAGGCCCAGCCCCAACAGAUUGCUCAACCUCUGUCUCAAGGGGUUGGCAACAAGACAGCAGGUGGGGCCACGUCCUCUGCGGCCGCCGCGUACGCCAAUUAUGCCAGCAAAGGGGCGGGGUCGGGAGGCAGCUUUGCAGGCGGGAGCCAGCAGGGGCGACGCCCGAUCAUUCAGCAUGGCCCCGCCCAAUUUACCGGGGUCCAGACCAACCAUUUCGGGCAGACCAUCCAGACCAUCCCCCAGGGUAACGUUCAGGUCCUGCCGGACCCUAGCCACACGGUCAUCAUCAAGAACCAGUCUGGUACCCCGUCCACCCAGGCCACGGGAGGCAGCAAUUACUACACCACCAUGCUGAGUAACGCCUCGAGCGCCAUCUCUAAUUCAGUUGUGUUGAGUGGGGACAUGAUGGGUUUGCUACCUGACGCCCCUCAAAAAUCACUCCGAGAAAAACACAAAGGCCAUCAUCAUCGUCAUCAUCACAAGUCAAAGGCCAGGAUGGGAGGCAGAUCAGAUGAUCAUCGAAGGCUGUCCCAGCAUGCGGCUACGUCCCUGGCCAACCUCCAGCAGCUGCGGUCAGCGAUUGCCGCACGCAGCCUGGCCACGUCUGCUGGAGCCUCCACCUCAGCUAAGACUACCAAAGAUUAACCCCUUCCUUAGAAUGGUAGUUACAAAUAGUGAGGUUUUGCAAGCGAACGGAUAUGUCGUCGGGUCGUGUAGUUUUGUGACGUCAUACGCAACUCUCUACAAGGAUAGUGCCCGUUACGGCGUGAAAAGCGUAUUUAAUUGUCAAUUUUCACCCUCUUUUCCAGUAAUAGGCAUGCAACUUUUCAUUGGAUCAGCCGAUUUCCUCU